Podarcis muralis (Common wall lizard) is the source of this 3685-nucleotide messenger RNA. RefSeq names its product tripartite motif containing 44 (gene TRIM44). The record is from RefSeq and is a predicted model, not a curated record. Gene Ontology annotation, molecular function: zinc ion binding. NCBI's taxonomy places the organism in Eukaryota, Metazoa, Chordata, Lepidosauria, Squamata, Lacertidae.
AUGGCUUCCGAGAGGAGAGCGAGCGGCGAGGAGUGCCUGCAAGAUGGCACCUGCGACGUGUGCGAGCCCGACGAGGCGCAGAGGGCCGUGCAGGCCUGCGAGGACUGCGGCUUCUCCUUCUGCGGGCCUCACGCCCAGGAGCACAGCCGCAAGUACGGCGCCCACCGGACGGCUGGCGUGGCCGCUGCGGAGCCGGCGGGCAGGGAGGCCGCGGAGCCGGAGCGGGUGGUCGGAGAAGGGGAGCGCAAGGCGGAGCGCAGGAAGUGCGAGGAGCACGGCGAAGACCUCAGCUUGUACUGCAAGGAGCACGAGAAGAUCAUCUGCGUGCUGUGCGCCGUCUCGGGCUCCCACCAGCAGCACGAGAUCAUCACGCUCAACGACGCCUACGAAGCCGUCCGGAACAGAGAACAUGUGGACCUGAAGGUGGCCAUGCUAGAUAUGGUGGAAAGGUUAAAGUUCAAGUGCGCAGACCCCAAAGUGACGCAGAGUGCCAUGAAGCUGUGCAUUCAGCAAGAGUUUGACAAAGUACGGUGCCUGGUUUGUGAAGAGGAACACAGAGCUCUCCACUUGGUGGAUCUCCAAGAAGCACUGGCCACUGCUCACACGACAGAAGUUCUGGCAGAAAUUGAUGUUCGCAUGGAAAAAUUGAUGACUGAAAUGGCAGAGCUCACAAGGCAGCUGAACACCUUUAAUGAGCUAGCCAUGCUCAAGCCUGAGAGCACAGAUGAAGAAAACAGGGCUGACUCUCUCCCUUCACCAAGUCCUCCCCAAAGGAAUAGGCGAUACAACGAUGACGAUCCUUCGCCUGCCAAUGGACCCUGUUGAAUCAGCAAAGGUUGUUGAGCUUCUGAGGACAUGGUGCAGGAAUUUCCCCUUGCAGAGGAUGGUCCUACACUGAAAACUCCUGCGGUGAAGAAGUCCUUGGAAGAUGAUCUGAAUCUUUGCCAGAAACAACAGUCGCCUUCUGCUUUUACAGCAUGCUUCUCCUGCCUCCGAGACAACCUGUCUCUUCUCCCAGACACAUCCUUUGCAAGCACACUUCUUUUCACGCCUAAUGAUUUAUUCAAUCAUCAAUCACCUUAUUUCUACGGGUUGACAAACAAUCUUCUCAAAGACAAGACUGAAAACGUGGUGCUUACGAUGAAUAUAAAAUGCCAUCACAGUAAAAAGUGGAAAUAACAUGCUCAUAUUUUCAUUUUAGUUGCAAGGUCCUCGACUAGGUUUCAAUCAUUCAGUGCAGCUAAGAUGGGGGAAAAUAAAAGUUUGCUUUUUAAAAAUUAGGCUUUCAAGAUAUAUUUGAGAAUAAAAUUUUAAUUAACUGUAAAAGAUGCUUUUGGUAUAAAUAACCUUUGGAACAGUGUUAUUUUAUUUUUAGUACAUAUAUGCAUCAGACACAAGCUACAGACCUUUAGCAUCAUAACUCUCAUUAUGGGUUUCUGUGAGAUUUUGAAAACCUGAAAAACUACAAUGUGGGAUGACCAAUAUAUUAAACUUCACAAUUCUUUUUAAAGGUUUUGUUUUGUUUUGUUUUUUGCCUUCUGGCUUCUGACCUUGAAGUGUCGACAUGUCUUUUUUGAUAAUUUAUUCCUCAAGCUUUUCUGUAUACAAUUAAUAGGAGUUUUACCGGCUGAUGUGUACCUAUAUAUCAACCCAAGUGAUUUGAGCAGUUUUUCUAGUAUACUGGAAAGAAUUGUUAUUGCUCUAGGCAAGUAGGAAUAAUUAUAAUGUAUGUUGUAGUACGAAUGAUGAUAAUAAAGUGGCAAAACCAGAAUCAUCUGUGAAUGCACACCGUAUUAGAUCUUGAGAUGUCCUUCCAUUUCAGUCAGGCUGUUUGCUAGAAGCACACUGCAGUUGCAGACCCUGAGGGUUAGAUACAGGGGCGCCUCUAGGUUCUUAAAAGCCUCAAGGGCAUAGGCCCAUGAUGUGAAUUUGCAUAUGCUAAUUUAAACAGAGGCCUCUGAGCAAAUUAAGAUGAUUGGCGGCUGGGGUCUCGCCAGCACUGUGCCCUUUGCAACGUACACAGCUGUCCUGUAGGUGAAGUAAAAGAAUUAGUUUUCAAAAUUUGAAGGUGGUACAUCAUGGUGUUUGGAACUGGCACUUAUUAUGGGAAAGGACCAUAGCAGAGCACAUCCUUCACAAGCUGAAGGUCCCAGCUCUGAAUGGCAUCUCCAGGUAAGGCUGACAGAAACCCCUGUCUGAAAACCUUGGAGAGCUUCUGCCCAUCAACUUAGACUACGCUAGGUGGACCAGUGCUCUGGCUUCGCAUAAGGCAGCUUCCUAUGUUGUUUUGAUUACUUCCUAUUUGUUUAAGUCUCCUUGAGUGGACUUUCUACCCUGAAAGGUGGCCUAAAAAUAUUCUUAAAAUUAUCUUGGAACUUGAGAGCAAUAAACUUGUGAGCCUUAUGAGGGAAAGGUAGAAGCAAAUGUUUUCCCACAUAGGAAAUGUUUGAGGAAGCUGCAUAACUGAUUAUUUAGAGAAAGGAUUUGGGAGUGUUGUGGUAUUUUUUUAAGGAAUGGUACACAAACCAUCAAGGAAGUGCAAGGAUGGUGGUUUCUAAUUAUAGCAAGUUAGACUUCUCAAGUUAAUGCUUUCUAACUAGAACAGAGGCUCAGUGAAGAAAGGAGCCCCCUAGAAAAAGUUCAAAUCUUCUUCAGAAGACUACGAAGGUGCACAUAUCUGAAAGGACUCAUUGGCCAGCAUCCAUGCAGCGGUGGUUGAGGAAAGUGGUGUGCUGGUGUCCUGAGUGCUGCUAUCAUCGAGUAACAAGGGGAAAGAGGGACUGUUAUGCUGCAAGUAGAUAGCAGAGCUGCAUGGUGGAGAAAGCAUCCCAUAAAGUCCAGUGUAGAUGGAUGACAUCAGCACACCUUGAAACCCCCUCACGCAUUGUUCUGUGAACUUUCCUUCACAAUGCAGCCUUGGCUCCCCCCCUGCCCUGCCCUCCCCCCACUACCUGUUACAAAAAUGUCUUUUUCAUGAUCUGUUUUUAAUUUUUAUUGAUAAUAUACAUAUGCCUUCUGCCAUGCUAAAGGCAGGUAAGCUGAAAGCGAUAUGGAAGCAAUGGUUUAAAUGUGCAUUUCCAGGUAAUUAGCCCAAUGUCCUUUGCUAUGGAAAUCACUUGGUGAGAUGCCAGUACAUUUUGAAAUGGCCGUCCCUGGCCCAAACCAAUUACCCCUGCCUUAUCAAUGAGGCGGACACUUGGAAGUGAUAAACUCUGCAAGUCCAGACUCCUUAAUGUUUUAAGGAAACACAGCUGGGAAAUCUCUUUAGCACAGUAAGUGAAGGCUAUUUUUUUAUUUAAAAAAUAGUCAUGGCCACCUGACUUGCACUGAAGUUAGCAUCUUAAAUUGGUUCAGUUCCUAGAAGACAGCUCCCAUGGGGCUAAUAUAUAUAUCCCCUUUCCUGGGAUCUUUUGUGGGUGGGGCAGGAAUGCUUUGUUUUUUUUGUUUUUGCUUUUGCUUAUAGAUGCUGUCAGAAUUCCAAGCAGAAAUUUUUGUCCAUCUGAUUGCUAAAAUAUGCAGUUCAGACUGUCUGUCUGGCAUAUAACAACCCCAUUGUAAGGCUUGUCUAUUGAAGUUAGCUUUUUGUUUCUUUUCUACUGUUUCUAGUGUCUUCCAUACACAAUUGCCUGUGUUAUGUUAUGAUUUGCCUAUAUCUCUCCAUUAUCAAUAAAAACAAUUUUCUCCA